Gastrolobium bilobum is the source of this 1089-nucleotide messenger RNA. RefSeq names its product transcription factor bHLH84-like. Lineage: Eukaryota; Viridiplantae; Streptophyta; Magnoliopsida; Fabales; Fabaceae. Gene Ontology annotation, molecular function: protein dimerization activity; DNA-binding transcription factor activity, RNA polymerase II-specific; RNA polymerase II cis-regulatory region sequence-specific DNA binding. The record is from RefSeq and is a predicted model, not a curated record. The transcript is spliced from 5 exons. Gene Ontology annotation, cellular component: nucleus. Bases 1 to 1089 code for a protein of 362 amino acids. Gene Ontology annotation, biological process: regulation of transcription by RNA polymerase II.
AUGGAUCCUGCUGAGCAAAUUUCUGAAGAAUGGAGUUCUCUUAGUGGAUUGUACACUGCUGAGGAAGCUGAUUUUAUGAGCCAGUUCCUUAGUAACAGCUCAAUCCCUGAGAACUUGUAUGGAAAUUUCAAUUUGGGAAUUCCAUCUGCAUUAUGGCCUGGCCAUGAAUCCACAAUAGUGAGUGUGACUGGCAGCAACAACAGCUCAUAUUUUCCAGCAAAUGCUGAUAAUAGUAAUACUAUUUUUAUUCCUUUUUCACAAGGAAGUAGCUUCACUGCUGAUGAUAGUAGCAAUAUAUUUCCUACUACAAGUGGUGAAAACUGUUUCUUGAAUGAUUCAGUAGCAAACAUUGGCUACAUGUCCAUGGGUUUUUCCUUGGGGAAUGCCAAAUUCGCCCCAUAUAGUGUUCAAGGGAAUGAUAGCCAACAGAUAGAUGAAAACACUGACGAAGAGUUAGGUCUAGAGGUUAUUGCUGACAAAAAUUUGCAGGCUCACAAAGAAUGUGAAGUACUAGUUUCUGAACCAGCAGAAGAGGAUAUAGCCAGCAACCUGGAGGAGAAGUCGGGAAAAAGAUCUAGAAGCUCAAUGGAGGUCCGGAAGAACAAGAGACAUGUUAAAUCUAUGAAGAAACCAAAAUCUGCUUUUGUAAGCAACACUGAAGAGGAUAGAAGUCAUGAUCUUCAGGGGCAGAGCUUGAGCAAUUGCCGCUCAGAUAAUGAUGACCCCAAUGCUUCUCAGGAGCUAAAUGGAGGAGGGUGUUCAAGCUUGAGUCCAAAGGAUUCUACAACUUUGAAGUUAAAGGGCAAGUCAAGAUCUAAUAGAGGUUCUGCUACUGAUCCACAGAGCGUCUAUGCAAGAAGAAGAAGAGAAAGAAUAAAUGAAAGGUUGAAAAUCCUACAAAACUUAGUCCCCAAUGGAACCAAGGUAGAUAUCAGCACCAUGCUUGAGGAAGCUGUCAUAUAUGUGAAGUUUUUACAGCUCCAAAUCAAGCUUCUGAGCUCUGAUGAUCUCUGGAUGUACGCUCCCAUUGCUUACAAUGGAAUGAACAUUGGACUAGACCUCAAUAUUACCCCAACCAAACAGCCAUAA